AUGCAAGGGGGAAUCGGCGGAUUGCCAGGAUUACCAAUCCCAUGGAAACCUUGGCAAUCCCUGGAAAUAUAUUAUGUUAAAAUAUUUCUUGAUGAUGAUAUUUAUGAUAAAACAACUACAUUUCAAGAUAUACUAGAAGAUAGAGUAUAUUCAAUAUUUCAUUCAACGGUUGCUGAUCUACUAUUCGAACAAAUUGAUCUAAAUACUCGUCGAACAUUAAAUGAAUUAACAAAUAGAAAAUUAUUUUAUUCAACAAUACAAAAUGAUACACAAAUACAUUUACAUCAUCAUUCAAUAUCAGCAUCAUCAACAAUAACAACUGUUGAAAAUCUUAACGAAGAAAAUAUUCGUACACCAUUGCCUUACAAAAAGAAGAACAUAUACAGAGUGUUUGUUAAUAGUCUUUGUAUUGAAUCUGUUAAAAGUUCAUCUCCUUCUUCUUCUGAACAAUCUCUUGUUCAUUUAACUAUUCGGCAAUCUUUACGACAACAAUCAUUAUUUGUUUUAAAUAAUGGUUAUAUGGAAAGAAGUACACAAAACUUAACAUCAUCAAAUAUAAAUACAUCAAUCACAACAAAAAAUUCCUCAAAGUCAACAACUUCUUAUUGUUUAAAAACAAAUGAUGAAUUUAGUGGAACAACUAAAAGGCAAUAG
This is a messenger RNA of Rotaria sp. Silwood2, 654 nucleotides long. The record is from the annotation of a GenBank genome assembly. NCBI's taxonomy places the organism in Eukaryota, Metazoa, Rotifera, Eurotatoria, Philodinida, Philodinidae.